CCUGGGCCUCAAAAUUUUAGGCCCAUAGAGGAUGGAAAAAAUAAAUAAAUAAAUAAAGUUAGGGCAAGUUUCAGACGACACAAUCUGCUUCGACAAGGGCGCAGCCUCCGCUAUCGCCUCAGGUGACAAGUUUUGGCUUCUAACACAGAGACAGCCCAUUGAAAUAGAAGAGAGCGCAGAAGAAGCUCACACAACACGGCCAUGGCACCCAGGGCUAAGGAGAAGCCAAAACCCUCGAAACCCUCGCCAUCGACGGCAGCACAGCCGACCAUCGCCAUCGAAGAUUUGUUUACAUCUCUCAAUCGACACAUCCAACGAUCAGAGUAUGGGCCGGCGAUCAAAAUCACGGAUCAAGUUCUCGCAAUUGCCCCUGGCGAUGAGGACGCAAUUCGAUGCAAGAUCGUGGCAUUAAUCAAGGCUGACAACAUUGACAAAGCUCUUUCAGCAAUCGAGUCUUCUCGGAGGCUUCCCAUUGAUUUCAGUUUCUUCAAGGCAUACUGCUUAUACAGACAAAAUAAACUAAGUGAAGCUUUGGAAACCUUGAAAGGCAAAGAGGAAAACUCUGCGACUAUGUUAUUAGAAUCUCAGAUCCUAUUUCGCUUGGGAAAGGUGGAUGAUUGUAUAGAGAUUUAUGAAAGACUUCAGAAAUCUAAGAUCGACUCAUUAGAGAUAAAUCUCGUUGCUGGUUUGGUUUCUGCUGGGAAAGCUUCUGAAGUGCAGGGGAAGAUGGAGGCACUCAGAGUGAAAGCAACCAGCAGCUUUGAGUUGGCAUACAACACAGCUUGCUCAUUGAUUGAAAUGAACAAGUACACAGAUGGUGAACAACUCCUACUGUCAGCUCGAAGAAUUGGACAGGAAUCACUAAUGGAAGAGAAUUUGGCUGAUGACGAGAUAGAGAUUGAAUUGGCUCCUAUUGCCGUCCAGUUGGCAUAUGUUCAGCAGCUCCUGGGACACACACAAGAAGCAAGUGGAUCUUAUACGGAUAUCAUAAAACGAAAUAUGGCAGAUGAAUCAUCGGUUGCGGUGGCAAUAAACAACCUUAUUGUAUUGAGGGGUCCAAAAGAUGUAUCUGAUAGUCUGAAGAAACUUGACCGUCUCGUAGAGAAAGGCAAUGGGCCACAGGGCUUCCAGCUUGCUCGUGGACUUGAUUUGAAGCUUUCACCAAAACAAAGGGAAGCAAUAUACACCAACCGGGCAUUGCUUCUACUUCAUUCUAAUAGGAUGGAUCAGGCUCGAGAACUUGUUGCUGUGCUGCCCGACAUGUUCCCUGACAGUGUGAUGCCAGUACUGCUUCAAGCUGCUGUUUUGGUCAGAGAGAACAAGGCUGGAAGAGCUGAAGAAAUACUAGGGCAGUUUGCAGAGAAGUUCCCGGAUAAGUCUAAGGUGCUUCUCCUUGCAAGGGCACAAGUUGCUGCUGCUGCUAGCCACCAUCAAGUUGCGGCUGAGUCCCUGGCAAAGAUUCCUGAAAUUGAACACAUGCCUGCCACUGUUGCCACUCUUGUGACUCUUAAAGAACGUGCUGGAGAUAUUGAUGGUGCAGAUGCUAUUCUGGAUUCAGCAAUCCGGUGGUGGUCAGAUGCAAUGACUGAAGACAACAAGCUCAAUAUCAUUAUGCAAGAGGCAGCUUCUUUCAAGCUCAAGCAUGGACGGAAGGAGGAGGCUGCCCGUUUGUUUGAGGGUCUUGUUAAAAGCCAUGGAAGUAUUGAAGCUUUGGUUGGGCUGGUUAGGACAGCUGCUCAUGCAGACAUUGAUAAAGCAGAAGCUUACGAGAAGCAACUGAAACCGCUGCCUGGUCUGAAAGCAGUUGAUGUGGAUAGUUUGGAGAAGACUUCUGGUGCAAAACAUGUUGAUGUGGGAAUCACUGAAUCGUAUGAAGCUAAGAGUAAAGAGAAAACAAAGAAAAAGAGGAAGAGAAAACCGAGAUACCCAAAAGGGUUUGACCCAGCGAACCCAGGUCCUCCACCAGAUCCAGAACGGUGGCUACCUAAGAGGGAGAGAUCUAGUUACAGGCCGAAAAGAAAGGACAAGAGAGCUGCUCAGAUCCGGGGUUCGCAAGGUGCAGUGACUAAAGAGUCUGUCAACAUUGUGAAUUCAAAAUCAAAUCAAUCUAAUUCGAAAGGAUCAUCACAGCAGGAUGCAGCUGUAGAGCAAUCAAAACCUUCGUCAUCCAAGUCUUCUAGGAAGAAGUCUAGAAAAUAACUUCGGAAAAAAAAAUUAUUAUUUUUUUUUUAAAAAGUUGAUUUUUCUUUCUUUAAAUCAUUCAUACUUGAACGAUCUGUUUCGGUGUCAUUAGGGACCAAGAUAAAAUUUUGGAAAUUUUAUCACUGGCCUGUGUUUUGUCGUGUUUAUUUCAUUUUGUGGCAUUAAAGACUCUAUUUGGCAACAGGUAAGGCCUUAGGUGCUAUUUAAUAAUAAUGAUUAUUAGUUUUUGGUUC
Cornus florida is the source of this 2435-nucleotide messenger RNA. RefSeq lists its product as uncharacterized. NCBI's taxonomy places the organism in Eukaryota, Viridiplantae, Streptophyta, Magnoliopsida, Cornales, Cornaceae. The record is from RefSeq and is a predicted model, not a curated record. Gene Ontology annotation, molecular function: protein binding; 7S RNA binding; ribosome binding. Gene Ontology annotation, biological process: SRP-dependent cotranslational protein targeting to membrane. Gene Ontology annotation, cellular component: signal recognition particle, endoplasmic reticulum targeting. The transcript is spliced from 7 exons. Bases 202 to 2199 code for a protein of 665 amino acids.